This is a messenger RNA of Dictyostelium discoideum AX4, 2757 nucleotides long. RefSeq names its product WD-40 repeat-containing protein. The coding region runs from base 1 to 2757 and encodes 918 amino acids. Lineage: Eukaryota; Evosea; Eumycetozoa; Dictyosteliales; Dictyosteliaceae. Gene Ontology annotation, molecular function: protein kinase activity; ATP binding; catalytic activity. The transcript has a single exon. The record is from RefSeq and is a predicted model, not a curated record.
AUGUUUAAUAACGAUAAAGAUGAUAACAAUCAAGGAAAUGAAAACAAUGAAAAUAAUAAAAUAAAUAUAAAAACAUCGAUUGAUAUGGGUAAUUAUAUAAAUUCAUCUUCAUUAGUUGAAAGUUUUGGUAGUGGUAGUAAUAGAAACAAUGAUAAAAGUGAAGAUGUUGAAUAUGAUGAUGACGAUGAUGAUGAUGACGAUGAAAUUGCUAGUACUGAAGAAGAAAAGGAGUCUGAUUUAGAUUCAGAUUCUGAUCUUGCACCAACACAAAUUAUAGUAGAUGACAGUGAUGAUUUUUAUAAUAAUAAUAAUGGUGGUGGUGGUGGUGGUGGUAAUGAAGAUAUUUCAUCAACAUCACCAACAUUAAUUACAUCAAAUAGUUUUAAUGAUAAAAUUAAUCAAAUAUUUAGUAGAGGUGGUAGUAGUUUAAAUUCAUCAUUUUUAAAUAAUGGAGAGAAUAAAAUCAACUUUAAGCAAUUGGUUAAAUUGAAAUCAACAUUAAAGAAGCAUGAAAUCCCAUCGAGAGAAUUAACAGUGGAGAAAGAGAUAGGUCAAGGUUUCUUUGGUAAAGUUUAUAAGGCGAGGUGGAGGGGUAAAAGUGUUGCUUUGAAAAAGAUAACAUUGAUAAAGUUUAGAGAUUUAACAGAGACUGAGAUUUUCGAUAAGGAGGUAUCGAUAAUGAGCAAACUAUGCCAUCCUACAUGUGUGAUGUUUAUAGGAGCAUGUUCACUCGAUGGCCCAUCAAAUGACAGGUCGAUCAUUAUGGAGUAUAUGGAAGGCGGCAGUUUAAGAAGACUCUUGGACGAGAAGUCAAGCUACCAUUUACCACCAUCACUUCAAUUAUCCAUUGCAAGAGAUAUAGCAGAGGGUAUGAAUUAUUUACAUACAAAUUUUAAAGAGGGUCCGAUAGUUCACAGAGAUUUAACAAGUAGUAAUAUCCUUCUAAAUAGUAGUUACACCGUUGCCAAAAUCAAUGAUUUCGGCCUAUCGAAAGAGAUGAAACCAGGUCCAACCGAAAUGACCGCUGCCAUGGGAUCUUUGGCUUGGAUGGCACCAGAAUGCUUCAAAGCAGAGAAUUACACUGAAAAAGUUGACGUCUACUCAUUUGCAAUCAUUCUUUGGGAGAUUGUAACUUGUCGUGACCCAUAUAAUGGUAUGGAACCUUUAAGAUUGGCAUUUUUAGCUUCGGUUGAAGAUUAUAGAUUACCAUUAAAUGGUUUCCCACCUUAUUGGGUUGAAUUAAUCUCAAAAUGUUGGAAUAUUACACCAUCACUAAGACCUUCAUUUAAAGAGAUUUUGCAAAUUUUAAAUCAAAUUGAAUCUGAUCCAUUAUUUUUAAAUUUAAAUUUAAAUUGUUCAUCAAAUAAUACCAGUAGUGGUAGCACUAGCACUAGCAGUGGCAGUAGCAGUAGUAGUGACAAUAAUUUAACCAAAUCAUCAGAAUCAAAUAAUAAUUUAAGAGAAAGUAAUAUAAAUAAUCAAAUAAAAUCAAAUAAAAAUUCUUCAAAAAAUGGUUACUAUGCACAAGAUAUAAAUGAUUAUUCUUUAUCAAUGCAAGUUGAAACUAAAAAUUGUAUAUAUAAUAAUGUUAGUGAUAAUGUAAAUAAUAAUAAUAAUAAUAAUAAUAAUAAUAAUAAUGAUAAUGAUUUUUUUAAAUCAUCUUUCACCAAAAAAUCAUUUUUAUCAAAUAAUAAUUAUAAUAAUAAUAAUAAUAAUAUAAAUAAUAAAAAUAAUAAUACGAAUAAUUUAAAUGAUAAUUUAAUAAUUAAAAGUUUAAAUCAUAUUUCAGAACAAAAUUCAUUUUUAGUAUCAUAUCAAGAUAGUAAUAUUGUUAAAUAUUUUAGUUUAGAUAAUGAAUCAUUAACAAGUACAUUACAAAUGGAACAAUCAGUAGUUUGUAUGAAAUAUCAAAUUAUAAAUGAAAAGGUAUUUUUAGUUGUUGCAAUGUCAAAUAAUAAUAUAUCAUUAUUUGAAUUGAAAAAGACAGAUUUUAGUGGUAGUGCUAAUAGCCCAACAACACUAUUACCAAUUAAAGUUAUUAAAUGUGAUGAACAACGACAUACGAUUAAAGAUAUCACUUGGAAUGGUACUCAUGUAAUUACAAGUUCAUUUAAAGAUUCUUCAAUUCAAAUUUGGGAUCUUGAGAAAUCACUUUACCCAAUCUCAAAAAUGGAUAAUGGUGGAGUUGGUAUCUUGUCAAUUGAUUCACAAUCUCAUCAACCAUUAAUGAUUUCUGGUGAUUCAGAUGGUAAAGUCAAAUUAUGGGAUAUUAGAAAUUCUCAUUGUUUUCGUACAUUAACUCAUUCACCACCAUCUUCCAGCAGUGGUGGUAGUAUAGGUGUUGAUUCAGUUUUAUUUAGAUCGCCACAUGCUGUUAGAGAUCCAAUAAUAUUAACAGGCUCAUCAAAAGAUUGUAAAUUUAAAGUUUGGAAUAUGUAUAGUUCAACCUGUUUAAAUUCAUUUCAAUCUCAUAAUAAAGAUUUAUUAGGUAUUCAUAGAAAUCAAUCUUCUCAACAAAUGAUAACAUGGUCUUCUGAAGGAACCAUUUCACUCUUUAAUAGCGGUAAUAAUAUUAAUAAUCAAAAUAAUCAAAAUAAUAAUAAUGAUUGUGGUAACGAUAACGAUUCUGUAGAAUUUUCAAAGGUAUUAAAUGUAAAUAGUAUGAUGUCGAAUGAACCUUUACAAUCUGCUCAAAUAAUUUCAAAAAAUCGAAUCAUUUUCUCUUCUAAAAAUAAAUUUUAUUCAAUUAUAGCUUAA